AUAAACAAAUUGAUAGGUAAUAGUGGUUUAAAGUGAUCGCAACACUAAACAAGUAAACAUUGUUUGAGUUUGUUUUUUGUGGCCACAAAUCGGACGCUCACUUCACGAACAGUUAUGUCGUCGGCGGUUACGGUCAAAGAAGAAGUGAUGGACACCAUUGAUGCAGCCGUCGGUACAGCCGAUAGUCAACAAUCGGCAGUUCUGAAACCGUUAUCAUCGGUUGGAGAUAAGAUUGCGGACACAACAUCUAUGGCCAUCAAAAGCGAGUCAAAUGAGGACAACACCGUAAAUGACAUCAAUACGAGUGCUGUGCCGUCGGCUGUUGCUGUCGGUGCUGGCAGUCGUACGGCCAACACUUCAUACAAUAAUAGUAAUGUUAACAAACGCAACGUCCGUAAAGCCCGACGUCCCGGAGCUAAGGUUGACAUGAGAGCCAAACUGGAACGGAGUCGCCAAUCGGCCCGUGAAUGCAGGGCUCGCAAGAAGUUGCGGUACCAGUAUUUGGAGGAUCUGGUGGUUAAGCGUGAGUUGGCUAAUAUGACGCUCAGACAGGAACUACAAAUGUACCGGGAGAUAAGCAAGAAAGUAGACUCGGGUCAUAAACCGCAGGAAUUGUUGGCCAAAGCACUGGACGAAGGGGAUAAACAACGUAAAAAUAAUAGACGUGCAUAAAUCGGGUUAUGGAUAUACGGAUCGGGUAUUCAACCCCAAUGAGAGCAUUGUAGAAGACAGUCAUCACCUCAAAUACAUUCAUUCAUAGAUACACCUAAUUUGCUAAAUGUUAUUGCCAUUUAAAUAUGUAUUUUAAAUUGCUUUUUAUAAAAUAUAUAUA
Oppia nitens is the source of this 832-nucleotide messenger RNA. RefSeq names its product cAMP-responsive element-binding protein-like 2 (gene REPTOR-BP). Gene Ontology annotation, cellular component: nucleus. Gene Ontology annotation, biological process: regulation of DNA-templated transcription. Bases 115 to 672 code for a protein of 185 amino acids. The transcript is spliced from 2 exons. The record is from RefSeq and is a predicted model, not a curated record. Gene Ontology annotation, molecular function: DNA-binding transcription factor activity. Lineage: Eukaryota; Metazoa; Arthropoda; Arachnida; Sarcoptiformes; Oppiidae.